This is a messenger RNA of Notechis scutatus (mainland tiger snake), 3743 nucleotides long. RefSeq lists its product as uncharacterized. Lineage: Eukaryota; Metazoa; Chordata; Lepidosauria; Squamata; Elapidae. Gene Ontology annotation, biological process: nucleus-vacuole junction assembly. The record is from RefSeq and is a predicted model, not a curated record. Gene Ontology annotation, molecular function: protein binding; protein-membrane adaptor activity.
GGGAGUUGUUGCUAGUUGUUUCUAAGAUUGCUGUGCUUUCUUUUAAUACCCUUUGUUUGACUCUAGACAAAGGGUGAUUUUGAAUGCUACAGUUUUGUUUAAUUGUUUAUUGUUCUCCAGUCUAAAAUAGAGGAAAAGGCUUAACUUGGAGUGGUUAGAUGCAGAGUUAGAUUUUCUGUCUGAACUCAGGGAACAAUCUGAGCUUUUAAAUAACUCAUCCACAUCAUGUUUGGCAUUAUCUAGAUCAAAAUUUUCCAGUACAAGGAAUAUAUGAACGAUAAAAUAAACAAGGUAUAAACGCUCCCUUUUUGUUCCUGGGUUUUCUAUUGGAUUUGGAAAAUAAAAAUGGGUCAGCUGUGUACCAAGUGUGUUCAAUUGCUUUACAACUUUGCUGUCUCAGUGAAAACACUGUUGUCAGGUUUGUUGCUUGACAUUAGAGAGUGUUUGGCUCAGAUCGCUGACUGCCCUUGCCUAAAACGAAAAAAUGUUGAAAUGAGGCAGCUCUACCAACCUGUUCUUCAUCCCUAUGAAGAGGAAACUGCCCAAGAGUUUCUGCAACACAUUCAGAAAGGUUUUGAAAUGUCAUCACUUGGCAAGAUCUCUUUAGAGGCCUUGAAGACCUUGGCAUUUUCUGAUCAUCCUGGCUUGCAAAUGCUUGCUGCUCUCUACUAUCUACACAUAAGCCAAGACUCAUUAAACAUCCAUCUGUCCCGAGAGCAUUUGGAAACAUAUUAUGCUUUGCUGAAGUCUAAUGAUUUGGAGGUGCAGCAGAUUUCAUCCUUAUCCCUGCUCAGCUUUUUAUUAGAAGGAAAUGUAACCAAGGAGCAUGUCAUAGAAAUGGAUUUACUUGAGCCAAUCCUAGAGCUACUUGAAUCGGACGAUAUCACUGUCCAGGGGAAUUCCUGUACCUGCUUAAUGAUGCUGGCUGACUCAGAGGCCUGUCGGAAUGCCAUGGCAGCAGCCGGAGGAACUAUACCCUUGCUUUCCCUUUCUAAAUCUCACGAUAUUGGUGUUCAACAAAAUGCUGUUCAAGCUAUUUUCAACCUCACGCGAUCAGAAUGGAUCCAAAGGGUUUUGGUUCGUCAAAGUGCUCUCCCAAUUCUCACCCAUUUAUUAGAGUCUUCUGACACAGAAGUUCAGUAUUACAGUUGUGCUGCUCUCAGCAAUGUGGCUACAAAUUCACAGCACCACAAAGCCAUGCUUCACGUUGGUGACAGGUUUCUUCUGCAGACUCUCCUUUCUCUCCUAUCUUCUGGUGUGGACAAGAUUUCAAACCAGGCUUGUAUUUGUCUCAGGAAUUUGGCCACAAAUGAGUUUGUUCUGACCAGUCUUGUUGCUAUGCAUAUCCAGUCCCGUCUUCUUCCUCUCUUGACAUUUAGAAAUAAGGAGAUUCAGCAGAAUUCAGUAAUUCUCCUCCAGAUAUUAUCCCAACACUCAGGCAACCAGGAUACCCUGAUGUCUGAUGAGAUGCUGCAAACUUUGGGGGAACUGUUGCUUACCUGGAGAACAGACCCAGUAAUUGUUGGCCAUAUGGCUUGCCUCAUCAAAAAUCUCAGCCUUUCUAAAAACAUACAGAAAAUCUUAGAAAGCCCAUGUGUUGAAGGCCUUCUUCAAGCUAUCCAUAGUGCCCAUUUACUAGAAGAUUCCCUUUUCUAUGUGAUAUCUUGUCUUGCUGAACUGGUGAAGCAUGAAGGAGCCACGGCGCAUAUUGUAGCAUUGAUGGAUGAACCAUUGAUAAGUCAUUUGGUGAAAUUAGCUAACCAGGUGGAACAAACCGAGCUUUCAUUCCAAGCUGCUUUUAUGAUCAAACACUUCGUAAGGCAUGAGGAGAUAGUGUCUCUGUUAAAAACUCACAUGAACCAGGUUCAGCAAUAUCUGAUGAAGUAUUUUAUUCACCGGGAGAUUCGUUUUCAGCAUUUGGGCAUAACCACUCUCUGUGCAUUACAGAAAGAUCCAGACUUUCUGGCAGCAUUCAGUAACAGUGAACUGAAGAAGCACCUUGAUGAAAUCUGUCAACAAACUGAAAUUAUGCAAGAGCUUCUCAGUGUUGCUAUUGGACAUAUGGAUGCAUGAGAGACACUUCCAGCUUGCAUAUCAUUAGUCAGAAUGGAUAUCAUUAGCUCCUGAAUAGGCAGCUGAGGUAAGAUAUUGGCAUCUCAAGUUUAAAGGAGCAGCCGUGGAUAAAUCUACAACAGCUACAUACAUAAAUUAUGAUGUCAGUUAUUUGGGUAGAAAUGAAAGGGACAUUUCCUCCAUCACAAGGCAUGUAAACAGAAACCAUUGAAAAUGAUUGGGUUUGGUAUUAUAUCAAAAAUCUGCCACUGUUGCCUUAUCUAAGAUGGCUGGUUCAUUAUUUUGAUGCAUUCAUGGACCAGUCUUAAAAGAUUGUUCUACUAUACAGAUGCAAGACAGACGGACCAAUCUAAUCGUUGUUCUUUCAUACAAAUGUUGCAAUUUAGCACCAGCCUUGCUGAUUUGUAAUCUGCAGAUCUCUGCAGAUAUAAUCUUGCCCUGGAAUAAACCUUGACAACAUUCCUAUUUUAAUAAACUGAAAUUGGAUUGUUUUAAGAGCCUUGAAAUGGAAAAAAGAAAUCUCUGCUAGCAAAUAAUUAUGUGUAUGUAGGUUUCCAAGCUAAAUUUGUGAAGUUUUUAUUAAAAUGGGCAUUUCUAGAAAAAAUGUAUUUAUGUAAAAUGGUUGUGUUGUGACUACUUUAAGAUGCUGUAUAUUUGUAUAUAGGCAUGACUGAGUAAUCACGUCCUUGGCUCAUUAAUUGAUAUGACUUCAGAGAAGGGAGCUAGAGCAUCAUAUUAGAACAUGUGGAACAGGCAGAAAUAAUGGGAGACAGGUGGUUCAAUAAAUGACAGUUGCUGGAUCCAAAGGUUUCUAUUUAUGCACAUAUUUGUGUUAAAAUGCUCUGUAAGUAGAAAAAUGAUUUGGAUGACAUGGAGAUAUCCACCAAAGAGGACAUACUGUACCUAGUUGCACAAAGAAAGCUAUUCAGAACCUGUUUCUAUCCAUAUGUGAAGUGCAUAUGUUCAAGAGCUCUUACUUUAUUUCAGCUCUUACAUCUAAAUUAAAUCAAUUAUUGUAUCUUUUUGGGGGGAAAAACUGAAUAUUUACAUAGAAGAUUACUGCUUUCUUUGUGCUACUAAAAUCAAAUGUCUGGAAGCCAUGUGCAAAGUUUGUAUCUAAUAUAUUUUUGAGUGAUUCUGCAGUUGUCUGCAAACAUAGUAAAAAAAUGAAAGCUUUUGUUUUCUGGCUUUGCAUAUUGAAGAUUGAUCUGCAGGACCCACAAUGGCAGCGAAACACAUUUUCCACAAGAAACAAAACAUACUUUCUUCUAGCCGGUUUAUAGCUGGAAAUGCCCAUAUGGGUUUCAUCUCUUAUUAAAUUGGAUUUUUAAAUUGUUAGAAUCUUGUUUAUAGGAAGCAACAUAAAGAAAAUAAUAUUUUAGAGAAGAAUGUCACAGGACACAGAAGAAUGAGAACAGCCUCCUGAGAUGGAAAUGGUCAUCUGAGUCAUAUGCAGCAUUUCUUCUACGAAUGGGCUGUGUUCCUCAAGGACUGUUGAAUCUGUUCCUCCCAUUAGAUUGCAGGAAGACCCACUCUUGGCUCCCUCAUUAGACUUCCCAAACUUCCCAAAUAACUGAAUAUCAUCUAUUUCAUGUAAUCACCAUUCUGCAACAAUAUGAUAUCAAACAGACCAGGUCUUAGUGCCUUAGAAUCAAAGAUAGACUAUCCCA